AUGUCUUACAUGCUUCCACAUCUUCAUAAUGGUUGGCAGGUAGAUCAAGCAAUCCUAACCGAAGAAGACAGAGUGGUUGUGAUUCGCUUUGGACACGACUGGGAUCCGAAUUGCAUGAAGUUCGACGAAAUUCUUUUUAGUAUAGCAGAUAAAGUUAAAAAUUUCGCAGUGAUAUACGUCGUGGACAUAACAGAAGUUCCUGAUUUUAACAAGAUGUACGAAUUGUAUGAUCCUUGCACUAUCAUGUUCUUUUAUAGAAACAAACAUAUUAUGAUUGAUUUGGGAACGGGAAACAACAAUAAGAUCAACUGGCCUUUGGAAGACAAACAAGAAAUGAUUGACAUUGUGGAAACGGUAUACCGCGGAGCAAGGAAAGGAAGAGGUCUUGUUGUGUCGCCUAAAGACUACUCAACCAAAUACAGAUACUAG
This is a messenger RNA of Rhopilema esculentum, 429 nucleotides long. Its product is annotated as thioredoxin-like protein 4A. The record is from RefSeq and is a predicted model, not a curated record. Gene Ontology annotation, cellular component: U5 snRNP; U4/U6 x U5 tri-snRNP complex; spliceosomal complex. NCBI's taxonomy places the organism in Eukaryota, Metazoa, Cnidaria, Scyphozoa, Rhizostomeae, Rhizostomatidae. Gene Ontology annotation, biological process: mRNA splicing, via spliceosome.